Penicillium canescens is the source of this 798-nucleotide messenger RNA. RefSeq names its product glycoside hydrolase family 131 protein. The record is from RefSeq and is a predicted model, not a curated record. NCBI's taxonomy places the organism in Eukaryota, Fungi, Ascomycota, Eurotiomycetes, Eurotiales, Aspergillaceae. The transcript has 4 exons. Bases 1 to 798 code for a protein of 265 amino acids.
AUGAAGUCAUUUGCAUGGUUAAUCUCCCUGCCCAUGGUGGCAGAGGCUGGUGAAGUCCUAUGGAGCGGACUAUUCGACGCCUCUGCAACCGUUGCCGACUUCGACAAAUGGUCCUGGUCAAACCAAGUCGGCGCUUGGCAGUGGUAUAUCCACGGCACCGCAUCCACAGACAAGUACCUAGGACUCUCACCAGAUCACAAGAACCCAGCCGAUACCAGUGAAGCACAAGGUAUCCGAAUCACAAUCGACGGCACAUCCUUCUGGAAUGGCCAGACAAUGGAACGAUCCGAGCUCAUCCCUCAGACGAAAGCCGAUCUGGGAAGUGGACAUUUGUUCUACCAUUUCUCCUUGAAGACGAAUGAGACGAAUGCACCGAAUCCGAAGUUCGAGCACCAAAUUGCUUUCUUCGAGGACCUGAGACACGAGACAUGGACUAACACGUAUCCCCAGAGCCACUUCACCGAGCUGAAAUACGGCCUCAUGAGCGGCGAUUCCGCCAGCUCAGACAAUACCCUGCGCUGGUGUGUGGGGCUCGAAGCAGGGAACUGGUAUAACUUCGCCUAUGACAUCGACUUCGAUGCGCAGACGGUCGGGCUCUGGGCGUCGAAUGGGUCUAGCCCCCUGACGCAGGUCGUUUCGGGUGUUAGUACCUCGGCCUCGACUAACUCGGCGGAUUGGCAUAUCGGCGAGUUGCGGCUUGACAAUGGGGGUUCGGACUCGGCUGCGGAGGACUGGUUCUGGUCCGGUAUCUUCGUGGAGAAAGCUCCGAUUACGGCGGAGGUUGCGGGACCGAAGUAA